AUGAAACUCUCUCUCCUUUCCACCGUCGCUCUUAUUGGAAGCGCAGCAGCCUUUGCUCCCAACUCCGCACCCAAGGUCAAAACGGCCUUGGAUCUUGCAGUCGGAGAGACUGCCCCUGAGUUCUCCCUCGUGGACCAAAACGGCAAGACCGUCACUCGCUCCUCCUUCAAAAAGCCACUUGUUGUCUACUUUUACCCUUCUGACUCUACCCCUGGAUGCACCGUCCAAGCUCAGACCUUCAACGAGAAGAUCAAGGAGAUCCGCAAGACUUACGGAGCCGACGUCGUUGGUAUCUCUGGACAAGGAGCCGAUUCCAAGCAAAAGUUCGCCGAAGAACUUGGCUUGACCUUCUCCAUCUUGGCCGAUGAAGACAACGCUGUCCGUAAGGCUUUUGGAGUCCCUCGCGCUGCCUUUGGCUUGUUUCCCGGUCGUGUUACCUACGUUUUGGACAAGGCUGGUGUCUGCCAAUUGGUCUAUGAUGAACUGGCAGAUGCCGCUUCUCACGUCGACAAGGCUGCUGAGACUUUGGCCGAAAUGAAGCCCACCAAGAAGUUUUCCCUUUUCUAA
Messenger RNA from Cylindrotheca closterium, 567 nucleotides. The record is from the annotation of a GenBank genome assembly. NCBI's taxonomy places the organism in Eukaryota, Bacillariophyta, Bacillariophyceae, Bacillariales, Bacillariaceae.